AUGUUCACUCUUUGCGUCGGUGGUAACCUUGUUUCUUACUUUGUCAUUGAAAGAGUUGAUAGAAGAGUCCUCUACAUUGGUGGUGUUGCCCUUUGUACGAUCAUGAAUUUACUCAUUGCAUGCGUGUCAUAUGGAAGCUCGCAAGCUGCUGCCUAUACCACCGUUGUGUUUGUCUUUCUAUGGGCUUUUAUCUACGAAGCCACUGUUGGUCCAUUGACAUAUGCUUUGAUCACGGAGCUUCCACAGGGAAGAAUGCGUGCCAAAUCGGUGGCAAUUACUUCUAAUGUCAACAGUCUCUGUAGUUUUGGUCUUGGUUAUCUCAUCCCAUAUUUGUUCAAUCCCGAUGAAGUUAACAUGGGGCUAGGAUCAUGUACCGGUGUGGUUUUGUUCGUUGUGAUGCUCUUCUUCUUACCAGAAACUAGAGGAAGAACUGCUAACGAGAUUGAGCAGUUGUUCGUGAACAAAGUGGGUGCUUUGAAAUUCAAGAGGGCUAAGUUUGAUGAAGAUGAUAAAUUAAUUAUGUCAUCAGUGGGGAAAGAGGCUACUCUACUCUACGCUACAUGCUACGCUACAGGCUACUCUACUCUACGCUACAUGCUACGCUACAGGCUACAGGCUACAUGCUACUCUACGCUACAGGCUACGCUACAUACUCUACGCUACAUGCGCUACGCUGCAUCUUCUGGGGAGGGACAACGACAGACUGGAAAGCUCAAGAGAACGAGCGGACUUGGAGAUGGAAGAAAAAA
Messenger RNA from Brettanomyces nanus, 749 nucleotides. RefSeq lists its product as uncharacterized. The record is from RefSeq and is a predicted model, not a curated record. Gene Ontology annotation, cellular component: membrane. Gene Ontology annotation, biological process: transmembrane transport; carbohydrate transport. The annotation marks the transcript as partial. NCBI's taxonomy places the organism in Eukaryota, Fungi, Ascomycota, Pichiomycetes, Pichiales, Pichiaceae. Gene Ontology annotation, molecular function: carbohydrate:proton symporter activity. The transcript is spliced from 3 exons.